CACUAGCAAGUGAAUAUGUCCAGGGUUAGAGAAUGAAGAGUGAUGUGCACUAAAGGGAAGGCCUGCUUUGCAGAAGAGUAGCCAACUUGUUUGUGUGUCAGGGUGGACUCUCCUGCUAGCUCCAUUAUACACAUAUGCUUGUUCUGACCCCAGGACUCUGUUGAGGAAAUUCCAGGUAUGACAAUGCUUGGAUUGCAGUAUCCUGGAAACCUUUACUAGUAAUUUGAUGAAUGUCAGCAAUCCCUUAAGUCACAGGGCAUCACUGAUAGAACACAAGAGGACAGCCUUCAUAGAAAGCAGAGAAAAACGUCUUCAAAGAACCCAAAGUAGAUUGGGAAAAUGUCAGCAACUUCCUAGGGGAAUCAAGGACCCGGAUAAUGGAGUAUUUUUGAUAGGGGUAUCCACAGAGACCAUUGGCUGGACACUGAUGUGAGGUGGAGGAGAGGAGCAUGUGGAGGUGGAACCAGACUGCUCUGGAAGACUUCAUCCUUCAAGGGCUCUUUGAUGACUCCUUCAACCACCUUUGUCUUUUCCUCCUGAUCAUGCUGGUGUUCCUCACUGCAGUGAGUGGCAACAGCCUCACCAUCCUCCUCAUCUGCACUGACCCCCGUCUUCACACACCAAUGUACUUCCUGCUCAGCCAGCUGUCCCUCAUGGAUCUGAUGCAUGUCUCCACAACCAUUCCCAAGAUGGCGACCAACUACCUGUCUGGCAAGAAGUCCAUCUCGUUUGUGGGCUGUGCCACCCAGCACUUCAUGUACCUGUCUCUUGGUGGUGCAGAGUGUGUCCUCCUGGCUCUCAUGUCGUAUGAUCGCUAUGUUGCCAUCUGUCACCCCUUACGCUACACUGUGCUCAUGAGCAGUAGAGUGGGGGUGAUGAUGGCUGUCAUAUCAUGGUUGAGUGGAUCUGUGAACUCCCUAAUCCACACAUCUGUCUUGAUGAACUUCCCUUUCUGUGGUUCAAGAAUCAUCCACCACUUCUACUGUGAAUUUCCAGCUGUUUUGAAGUUGGUGUGUGGGGACAUGACUGUGUAUGAGAACACAGCCUACAUCAGCACCGUUAUUCUUCUUCUCCUCCCUAUCAUUUUUGUCUCUACCUCCUAUGGAUUCAUUCUGCACAGCGUCAUGCAGAUGCGUUCAACUGGGAGUAAGAGAAACGCCUUUGCCACAUGCAGCUCUCAUCUUACAGUGGUUUCCCUUUUUUUUGGUGCAUGCAUGUUCUCUUAUAUGAGACCCCGAUCCCAGCGCACUCCAUUGCAAGACAAAGUUGGUUCUGUUUUCUAUAGCAUCAUUACUCCUACCCUGAAUCCCCUGAUUUAUACUCUCAGGAAUAAGGAUGUUGCUAAGGCUCUGAAAAAAGUGUUAAGGAGAGAUAUUUUCACCUAAUGAUCACAGUUAUAGUUUUCUAGAAUAUAAUAAUCAAGUACGAUAUGUCUUAAACUGAUUUAAGCAAAUUCCUGAUGCUUUUUGACUAGUGUACAAAUAACAUGGAUCCUAUUCUAAUAUAAUUUCCAUCACCGAAACUGAUAGAAUAACUGUGCUGCCAUCUUGGACCCUUUACCUGAACUUCUGCUUCUAAGAAUGGCACAGAGUUUUUUUUUUUUUUUUUUUUUUUUUUUUUUUUUUUUUUUACAAAACAUCUCAUGUGCUUAAAAGUCAACCAAACCACAAUUUUAAUCCCUUCCCAGGUAUAGAACCAUGGCCACCUGUCCACACAUACAGUUUCUUUUCCUCCCCAAUCUUCUAAUACAACAAAACUUCCCUAGCUUGUAGCAGAAGCACUCUUAUUACCUGUGUAAAGGUGUGUGGCUUCUUAGGUUUUGCACAGUAAGGCUGCAACUCCUGUUGAACAGGCUUCUGACUUCAGAUUCCUUUGGUUUGACAUCCUUUUUCUAAUGUGAAUACUAAUGUGUACAUACUAUGAAACUCCUGAAGAGCUAAGGAAAAAGUAAAUCCAAACCCAAACCCACCCUCAAUAAUGGUUUGAAAGGAUGCAUAGACAAUGCUACUCAGUCAGUACAGUCUUUGUUUAGCAUUCCCAAAAUCCUGGCUUGGAUCUCCAGAAGUGCUUUGAACUGGGCUUGGUGGUAUAUAUGUCUGUGAUUCCUGAACUCAUGUGGAUCAGAAGUUCAUGACCAUCCUCAGGUAUAUAGUGAGUUUCAGCCUCAAAAUUAGACCAUCAAAACAAAACCAACCAAUUAGUGAUCCAACCCCAAUUAGAUAUAAAAGUCCAAUGACAUACCCAAAAACAUUAAGACAAAAUGACAGCGGGCUGUCGAUAAAACUUCACAUACUAUGUUUAAUAGGUAUGAGGACGUGGACAUUGUUGCCUUGUUCCCAAUUUUAGUGGAAAUGCUUUUAAUUUCUGUUUAAGUCGAUGCUGACUGUGGACCUGUAUCAAAUGAUAUUUAUUAUGUUGAGAUAUGUCUCUUGUAUCAUUGGUCUCUCCAGAACUUUUGCUAUGAAGCUAUGUUAGAAUUCUUUUUCUAAUUUGAUAAUCAUGGUUUUUUAGUCUGUGUAUAUGGUAGAUUAUGCUCAUAAUGUUUGUUGAACUUAUAAACACUAUGAAUUUGAAUCUCUGGGUGUGAUGCCAAUCAUUGACUGUAAAAGAUGAGCCUCAUUAUUGGUUUUCCAGUGUGGAGUGGCCAGCCUUGAAACUAUAUACAGAUAAACAUCUAUAAGAUACCCCAUAGACCGUAUUUAUUAAUUUGUGUAUGUUGCAAAUAUAAAAGAGAAAAAUCCUGUUAACUUGAGAGUGGGCAUUGCAGGGGUUCAUUGGAUGGUGGCUGGGUAGUUGGGGAAAGCAAAGGAAAGAGGAAGUGAUAUAAUUCUAUUUAAAUUAAGAACAUAGCAAAAAAUAUCAUCCUCUUUGUGUAGCUUUUCCAGUUUAGUACUUCACAGAGUUUAAUAGUAUUCUCUUAUUGCUUUAUUUUGGUUUCUGGUUUACUAAUUUCAGCCCUGAUUUUGACUGUGUCUCCCCAAUUACUCUUUUUGUGUAUUGUGUUGCUCUUACUUUUUUCUUUUUAGAAUUUUCAAAUGUGUCAUUAAUUUGUUGAUGCAAGAACACUCUAGUGUUUGAAUUAUGAACGUAGUGCUAUGAACUUGCCUCUUAACUUUGCCUUCAUGUGUCUCACGUGUUUGGGUAUGUUGUAUUUUCAGUUUUAUUGAAUUCUAAACAGCUUUACAUUUCAUUCUUGAUUUCUGUCUUGGACCUAAUUUCAUCCAUUAGUGAGUUGUUCAGCUUCUGUGAUUUUAUAUAUUUUUUAAUCUUCUACCACAAAUCAAUUCCAAAAUCCUGUGAAUCACAGAAUUAUGUAUAGAGACAGCAACUACUUUUUUCUCAGUUGUUUGUGUUAGACUCUUUUCUGCUGCUAAUAAACCUGAUAAAAAAGCA
Messenger RNA from Myodes glareolus (Bank vole), 3393 nucleotides. Lineage: Eukaryota; Metazoa; Chordata; Mammalia; Rodentia; Cricetidae. The record is from RefSeq and is a predicted model, not a curated record.